This is a messenger RNA of Lasiosphaeria miniovina, 683 nucleotides long. RefSeq lists its product as uncharacterized. The transcript is spliced from 2 exons. Lineage: Eukaryota; Fungi; Ascomycota; Sordariomycetes; Sordariales; Lasiosphaeriaceae. The record is from RefSeq and is a predicted model, not a curated record. The coding region runs from base 92 to 580 and encodes 162 amino acids.
UCAUCCAAGCAUCGUCCAGGGUCAUAAACCGUCGAGACAUGUGAAGCUCCAUAUCACCAGUGGGAUUGUCCAUCUCGACCGGGUAGCUCGUAUGCUUCGCCAAUAUUAUAUCGGCAGACGCGAGAUGAUGGACCAUUGGGGGAUCAUCCAUAAUGGUUCCAAUAUGUCACAACACCAGGUCGCCAGAAUUCAGCUCGAAGAAAUUGCAAGCACUCGCCGCUUUGCUGCGUUGCACACUCGUUUAGUGUUCGAAGGAACUCGUCAUGGCAUGUUCGGAUUACCGCACGGCCGACUGGUGGAAAACUUUGACUCCAAGUACAAUGCCGAAUUUAUGGCUGCACUUCCGCCAUAUGAGAGACCUGGGCACAAUUCCGACCAGUUGUACGAAGCGUUCCGGUGCCUGAUGACUUGGGAAGUGUACGUGCCCACCCUAGAACAAGAGGCGUCGUGGCUGGGAUUUUGGGAUACAGCUUACUCCAAAAUGCCUAGUAAUAACAAUCGCGAUGAAAUUCUCAGAAUUGUGAGCCUCGGGGUAGCAUGGCAUGAUGGGGGUAACUGUGGAACCCAGAACCUGCCCUGAGCGAAACGGCUGGACUUCACGUGGAGGUUCGUACAUCAGCGUGUAGCAAUUAGUACCAGCAUACUAGAGGUCAGUUAGUCGCUGCAUCCAGCGUAAAACAUUC